UGCUACUAACCCAUGCAUAAUCGGUAUGUAGAGAAUAUCAGUGGCACAUGUUUCUCUCUCAACCUGCCAGGGCCAUGGGUGAAGUUCGCACUGGAGCUAGAGUAAGAGCUGAAGGUCUCGGGAUAACAUGCAAGACCUUGGUCACUUAUCUUGUCCUCCUAUACGACUCGACCAGACCAGAAUUUUGGGAAUUUGCGCUCGUGGCUUUUGCGCUAGGCCAACUUGCAUACAGCGUUGUGGUAUUUUUUAGUUACGUGUAUCAGAUGGGUUAUCCCGCCUUCUGGCCGACGCGUCUUCCUGCACGACAGUCAUCUGAUGUGGCUGCUUCUAGAUCGACAUUCUAUCGCAUUGCCUUGCAAUACUUUGACGUUAGCAGUCUAUAUUUGUCUUUGACCAUGACUGGGUAAUCCCUUGUCAAACAUAUCUUGACAGAGGGAGACAAGAUUAUAUUGUCUUGGUGGAGCGAUUUG
Messenger RNA from Suillus clintonianus, 470 nucleotides. RefSeq lists its product as uncharacterized. The transcript has 2 exons. NCBI's taxonomy places the organism in Eukaryota, Fungi, Basidiomycota, Agaricomycetes, Boletales, Suillaceae. Gene Ontology annotation, biological process: dolichol-linked oligosaccharide biosynthetic process. The record is from RefSeq and is a predicted model, not a curated record. Gene Ontology annotation, cellular component: membrane. Bases 48 to 407 code for a protein of 119 amino acids.